Lolium rigidum is the source of this 1119-nucleotide messenger RNA. Its product is annotated as very-long-chain 3-oxoacyl-CoA reductase 1-like. Gene Ontology annotation, cellular component: endoplasmic reticulum. The record is from RefSeq and is a predicted model, not a curated record. Gene Ontology annotation, molecular function: ketoreductase activity. NCBI's taxonomy places the organism in Eukaryota, Viridiplantae, Streptophyta, Magnoliopsida, Poales, Poaceae. The transcript is spliced from 3 exons. The coding region runs from base 1 to 1029 and encodes 342 amino acids.
AUGGGCAGCGGCGCCCUCCUCCUCCAGCAGCGGGAGCAGCCAUGGUUCCUCGUGCUGGCCAUCCUCGGCGCCGUCUACGUCGCCGCGGCCGCCUUCCGGGUCAUGGCCCACAUCGCCCUCCUGCUGCGGCGUCCCACCAAUCUCCGCCGCCGCUACGGCGCCUGGGCCGUGGUCACCGGCCCGACGUCCGGCAUCGGCCGCUCCGUCGCCCUGGAGCUCGCCCGUCUCGGCCUCAACCUUGUCCUCGUCGGCCGCGACCCCGCCAAGCUCCACGACAUCUCCGAGACCAUCUCCGCCACCCACGACGGCGUCCGGACCAAGACCGUCGUGCUCGACCUCGCCCUCGUCACCACCCCUGAGGGCGACGCCGGCCUGGCGCGGCUCCGGGAGGCGGUGUCCGGGCUGGACGUGGGCGUGCUGGUGAACAACGCCGGCGUGGCCAAGCCGUGCGCGGUGUACCUGCACGAGGUCGACGUGGAGGCGUGGGUGCGGAUGGUGCGUGUGAACCUGUGGUCGCUCACGGAGGUGACCGCCGCGGUGUUGCCGGGGAUGGUGGAGCGGGGCAGGGGCGCCGUCGUCAACAUCGGCUCCGGCUCCACCGAGGCCAUCCCGUCGUUCCCGCUCUACACCGUCUACGCCGCAUCCAAACGGUACGUUGCUCAGUUCUCCAGGAGCCUCUACGUCGAGUACAGGAGCAAAGGGAUCGACGUGCAAUGUCAGGCCCCUCUGUUCGUGGAGACUAAGAUGACCUCAGUCGUGGCGAGAUCCGGCAAGCGGCGAGGCCUCAUGUCGAGGCUGAUGGUGCCGACGUCGGACGCGUACGCCAGCGCGGCGGCGCGCUGGAUUGGGCAUGGCCCGGUAUGCAUGCCCAACCUGGGGCAUCGUCUGCAGUGGUGCCUCUGCAGCUUCGUGCCAGACCGGCUCCUCGACGCGCUGCGCCUCCGCGAGAACCUCCGGCAGCGGGCUCUCUUCCAGCGGCUCAGGUCCGCCAGGAUCAACGGCGGCCUGCCGGCCCGCAAACAAGGCUAGCUGCUUGCACGCAAGCGACGCGUUCGUGGUUUGCUGGUGUCAUGCUCUUGAUUAUCUUGAAGAAAUGUAUGAUACGUAUUUAGUAUCAGC